AUGGCGGCCACGCCGUGGCUGCUGCUUCUUUGCCUCAGCCUCGGCGCCGGAGGCGUACUGCAAGCUCGUGCCCAGCCUGACAGUAAAGGAUUCAUAAGCAUAGACUGCGGUCUGCAGGGGGAGACGGGCUACACGGAUAACACCACCAAACUCUCCAUCGCCCCGGACAACGGCGGCUUCACGGACGACGCCGGAACCUGCCACAACAUCUCGGCCGAGUAUGUAACUCCGUUGAUGGGCAAGAGCUGGUACAACUUGCGCAGCUUCGCAGCUGGCACGCGGAACUGCUACACGCUCCGGUCCAUCGUACCCGGGCUCAAGUACCUCGUCCGGGCCAGGUUCAUGUACGGCAACUACGAUGGCCUCCAUCGGCUGCCCAUGUUUGACCUUCACAUCGGCGUCAACUUUUGGCGCACUGUGAACAUCUCCAGCCCAUUCGCGGCGAAGUUCGUGGAGGUCAUUGUCGUGGUGCCGGAUGACUACGUGCAGGUCUGCCUGAUCAACACCGGUGCCGGGACGCCCUUCAUCUCCGGGCUGGACCUCAGGCCGCUCAAAAAGACAAUGUACCCACAGGUGACCGCGGCGCAAGGGCUCGUGCUGUUGACCAGGUUCAACUUUGGCGGCGACGAAAACACCGGUAUCAGGUAUCCUGAUGAUCCACACGAUAGAAUGUGGUUCCCUUGGGUUAACUCUUCAUCGUGGACCGAGAUAUCAACGACGAGGAGGGUCAAGUACGAAGCCGACAGCCCCUUCGAGGCGCCGAUGGCCGUGAUGCAGACGGCCAUUAGGCCGCGGAACGCCUCACACAACAUAGAAUUCGACUGGGAGCCCCAGCCCCAACCCAACGACCCAUCCCCAGGGUACAUCAUCAUCAUGCACUUCUCGGAGUUGCAGCUCCUCCCAAGCAACGCUGUGCGCGAAUUCUACAUCAACCUCAAUGGCAAGUUGUUGAACCGAGAUGUCAUGAGGCCACCAUACCUGUACGGACAGGCCAGCUACAAUACCUUCGCCAUCCGGAAGAGCUACUACAUCGUCUCCCUCAACGCCACCACCAACUCGACGCUGCCGCCAAUUAUCAAUGCUCUCGAGUUGUUCUCAGUCAUACCCACCACCAACCUCAGCACAAACUCCCAGGACGUGUCUGCCAUCAUGGCGAUCAAGGCGAAGUAUCAGGUGCGUAAAAACUGGAUGGGCGACCCGUGCGGUCCAGGGACUGUCAUGGUGUGGGACAGCUUGACAUGCAGCUACGCCAUUGCAAGGCCCCCAGGGAUCAUAAGAGUAGACCUGUCCUCCAGAGGUCUGAAUGGUGAUAUAUCAUCAUCUUUUGCCAACCUCAAAGCCCUCCAAUACUUGAAUCUAUCAAACAAUAACUUGGUAGGCUCAAUUCCAAAUGUUCUUUCGCAAUUAACUUCACUGACAGUUUUAGAUUUGUCACGCAACCAGCUGAAUGGAUCAAUCCCCUCUGGACUCCUCGUAAGGGUCCAAGAUGGCUCACUCGAUCUAAGAUAUGGCAACAAUCCAGACCUUUGCACCAAUGGGAAUUCAUGUCAGCUGCCAACUAAAGAGAAGAGCAAGUUAGCAAUUUACAUUGCCAUCCCUGCAGUUCUGAUAGUGGUCAUGGUGGUGGCAGUACUCUUUUGCUUUAUAAGACGAAAAUGCCAAGGUGAGGCAUCGACAAGAGCACAACAACUCUACGCGUCGGGAGAUGAUUUGUAUGCGGACGGUUCGCUGCGACUUGAGAGCCGCCAAUUCACUUACGAGGAGCUCAAGAUGAUAACAAAAAACUUUGAGCGAGUACUCGGACGGGGAGGGUUUGGGUACGUCUAUGACGGUUUUCUGGAGGACGGCACUCAGGUCGCGGUGAAGCUGCGAUCUCAUUCCUCUGAUCAAGGUGACAAGGAGUUUCUCGCAGAGGCUCGCAUUUUGACACGGAUUCAUCACAAAAAUCUUGUCACCAUGAUUGGUUACUGCAAGGAUGGGGAGUAUUUGGCACUUGUCUAUGAGUACAUGUCAGAAGGAACCUUGCAUGACCAUAUUGAAGGUAUGUAA
Triticum aestivum (bread wheat) is the source of this 2049-nucleotide messenger RNA. Its product is annotated as putative leucine-rich repeat receptor-like protein kinase At2g19210. Bases 1 to 2049 code for a protein of 682 amino acids. Lineage: Eukaryota; Viridiplantae; Streptophyta; Magnoliopsida; Poales; Poaceae. Gene Ontology annotation, biological process: protein phosphorylation. The transcript has 10 exons. Gene Ontology annotation, molecular function: ATP binding; protein kinase activity; protein binding. The record is from RefSeq and is a predicted model, not a curated record.